Molecule: messenger RNA, 2388 nt
Organism: Acanthoscelides obtectus
Lineage: Eukaryota; Metazoa; Arthropoda; Insecta; Coleoptera; Chrysomelidae
Source: the annotation of a GenBank genome assembly
AUUCGGACGACGUCGCAUGCGUCUUCCCUUAUUCACGUUCUUCGCGAAAAUUUGAGAUUUGAGUAAUUGAGUCUCGCUUCCCGGUAGUGCACUGUGCCACACCGUGGACUCGCGCAAAAAUCCUUAAUGUAGCAUCACAAGAAAAAAAAUGUAUACAUAUUUUUUAAUCAAUGAACACUUUCAUUUUUAGCUUUAUUUUAUAAUAGGUACAUUCAAAAAAUAUAUUCAUCAAUAUGCCUAAGAAGAAGAGAGGAAAUAACUGGUGUAGUAAGAAGCGUGUCUGGUAUGCUAAGAAGCCUGCUAUCAUGAAUCUUGCAGCUAUUUCUACAAAUAAUUAUAAUUUGUUGGUGGAAGGAAAAAAUGAUUCAUUACAAGAUACACGGAUGAUAGAGUCUUCAAAUGUAGAUCAGGUGCAGCCUGGUACUAUAAACACUCCAGGUCAAGGGCAGGAGUCAGACAUCACAGUAAAGCAGAACAAAUUUAAACGAAGACGUAAGAAGUCAAAUCUGAGGAGAAGAAAAAAACAUGGAAGAGUUCUUAAAGCAUCUUUGCCUGCUCCACAGCAACAAAUGGUUGCCUAUAUGGGUACAUCAAUACUCAACAUUCCUGUACAAUCAACAACAAAAAUCACUCCAAGUCAAGUGCAAGAGUCUGACAACACAGUAAACCAGAAGAAACGUAAACGAAGAAGACAUAAGACGAACUUAACUCUGUAUAGACCAAAAAAACACACAAUAGUUAUUAAAGCAUCUUCGCCUGCACCAAAGCAACAAAUGGUUGUCCAUAAGAGUACAGAAAUACUCAAUAUUCCUGUAAAAUCAACAACAAAUGUAAAAGAUGCAGAGCGGGAUGGAAUUAACCAGGAGAGAACAGAGAAUCAGUUAGUAGUCAAGGUUAAAUCCGAAAAACCGGAUACCGAUCCGUAUGUGGACAACAUCAAGUUUGAAAAUAUGCAGACUUUGAUGCUGAAUGAAGAGUUUCACAUCAAAUCGGAAUAUGAUGAAGACGCAGGAUUCUAUUCAAUGCAGGAGUCUCAAAAACUAGAAGAAAAACCACUUAUGAGCAGCAGGAAGUUUGAAAAUUUGGACGCUUCAGGGCUGCCUAAGGAAUUUUACGUCAAAGCUGAGAGUGAUCAAUGUGACUGGACAGCACAUACUGUGGAUCAGAUGAAAAUGGAACUCCAUGAGUCUAAAAAACUGGAAGUAAAACCACUUAUGAGCAUCAGGAAGUUUGAAGAUAUGGACGCAUUAGGGCUCCAUAAGGAAUUUGACAUCAAAGCUGAGAGUGACCAAGUUGUGGGCCAUGAUUGGGCUGAAACUGACUGAACAGCAGAUACUGACGAUCAGAUGAAAAUGUAGCACCAAGAAAGAACCACCUGUGUGCAGCAUGAACUUUGAAAAUAUGGAUUAUAUUUAUUUAUCACUAAUAUCAGGCUUGAAACUUGUUUUAAACUCUUAGUUAUAAGUAAUAAAAUAAUUUUUCAGAUUGGAAAUAUCAAACGACAAUGGAGCUCUUUUAUCUCAGGUUUACAAAUUAAAAGCGGAUUACUCCCUUUUUACAUACUACUGUUACAACCACAAAUUCUGCGACAUUGCCUCAUUGAUUCGCUUGGCAACAUCGCAUCUCGUACGUUCCAAGGCAAGGUUUCCACCUCCAUGAUUAUAGAUGACCGAUUUUGGUCAGUACCGAUCUAGUGCUUAUUGAGGAGUGUCGUGCUUCAAAAUAUUACAUGUUCGAAUAUAUCUCCAUUGGCAUCCCGCAAUGUUUUAUUGAAAGCUUUUUUAUAUAACAGCAGAGGUAGCAGAAUUGUCCGAUGAGCUGGCAACGCAGCAAUUCAGAGACAAGAAUGACAUGUUUUGACUUGACAUAUAUACAAUAUGGUGGCGACGUAUUUUAUGUUUUUGUAGGUUAGGCAAAAUAAAAAUACGUCAAGAAAUAUUUGUUUGGAGCAAUGGAUGGUGGUGCAGUAUGAAUAAAUUGUAUUUUUUCUGAAAAUCUACCGUCAUGUAUAACAGUAGGGACUAUGAUGACCCCGAAGAACGCAACCGACAGAUUAUGCUGGAAGGUACAAGGGUUUUAGAAAGAACUGGAGAAAGUAUAGCGAGAUCGGAGCAAAUAGCUGUAGAAACGGAGACAAUAGGAAACGAAGUUAUUUCCGAAUUGGGCCAACAACGAGAGUCUUUACUGAGGACGCGGGGCCGAUUGGAAAAUGCUAAUACACAGCUGGAUUAUACCAAAUCGGUGUUGAAGAAAAUGGGGAGAAAUGUGAUCUACAACAAGCUUAUACUGAUAUUGAUAAUUGUAAUUGAAGUACUAAUCCUGAUUUCGUUGUCAUACCUAAAGAUUUUUAAGAAAUAAAACUAUAUGUGAUAUGUUUUAUCAAAUAUA